AUGCAUCGCGCUAUUGUCGCCAUCAUCGCCGUCGUCUGUUGUUCCCUCGCGUUGAGAGCAACGGCGGAAGAGGCUGUCCAACAGAAUCAACAAUCGCUGGACCUCGGAAACGUCGCUAUUGAAGAUCAGGUCGAUGGCGGCGCGAUACACACCAGGGAAAAGAGAACGCUGUUCUUGAAAAAGAAGCUGCUCGGCGCUGGCCUUCUUGGUUUCGGUCUUGGCGUCGCGAAGGGUUACAAGGCUGGCUACUAUAGCGCGCCGGAAGUGCAUCACGUCUACCUUUCGCCACCAGUGAAAUAUGUGGAAUACGUCGAGAAACCAGUUUAUAUCGAGAGAAUUGUCCCAAAACCUAUUUACAAACCGCACGCCGAGUACGGUGCGCCAGUCUGGUCGCAACCAGACCCAUCCUACGGUGGCUGGUAAAUCCCAAGUGCAGUUCGCAUUACUAACAGCGUACCAUAGUCUGAUCUCCUUGCUUUACCUCGAAAUUCCAGGAACAGCCAAUAAUUGCGCGUGCAUCAUGUUGAGUCUCAGUCAGGUCACCCAACUUUAAGUAUAAGGACGACAAUAAGAUUAUCUUAGCGGUAGUAAUCAAAGAGGUUGUUAUUUUUGUUACCGGUGUUACAGAUUAAUAAAUCACGACCUGUAAAUAUCGUAAGCGUAUUUGUUAUUAAAAUUAUUUACUUCUCCUAUUGCUGUUAAAAACAAAACACCUUUUCAGUGACAAUCCACUAGUUGACAUUUAGGGAGUAGACAUUAGAAAAUCGCACAAGGCUCAUGUCCCGACGGUAAAUCAUUAAAGGGAGAGGAGUUAUGCACGGAACAGGCGCAAAACGAACAGAUUUACGGCCGUAUGAUUAUCUUUAUUGCCGAAGAUGUUACCGAGUAACAUUGAAGUAUUAAUAACGAGUAUAUAAUCGCACACGAUGCGUCUGAAAUAUACAAAUAUCCAACCGUCGCCAUCGAUUACUAUGCUAUGUAUUUAGAUAUUCUUCCGAUAACAUCUUUUUAACAUGUAACAUUCAUACGUGUACAGUUAAGUUCUCUUCUAUUCACACAGCGUAGCGUAGCGAAUAUUCCGCAAUUUUAAGUAUUCAACAGAGAAAUGUAAGCCCGUACUGAUCUGUAAAUAUGUGCCUUAGUAUUGGAACGUAUGAGAAUACACGAUUUGUCCCCCGAGAACCGAUUUCAACCAUUUGCGAUGGUUGCAGAUUUUUCUAGCGUGCUCCAGAAAAGUCAAUCAGUGAAUUGUCACUGAAAACAGCGAAUAGUCACUGAUUUACAGUUAUAAGUAUACCGCUGUGAUUUUUAGUGAUAUACUUACAACUGCAAAUCAGUGACUAUUCACUGUUCUCGGUGAUAAUCCACUGAUUGACUUUUAGAGAGUGUUGAUCUCUUACAAAAGAAUUUUAUUUGUCAUAUUAAAUAGAUAAACGAAACAGUUGUCUUGUCUCUUAUUAAGAAAUUAUAGUAUGUAAAAAAAUAGAAAACAUAGAAACACUCUGAGCAUUCCAGUGUCACUUAAUUAUCUGUGAGUGGGCAUUUAAUGCAUAUUUGCUACGCCACAAAUGAUAACAAGUUAUCAUUGCGAUAAACUGAUAGACAAGCAUCCUUGUGAAAAACGUAUUAACCCUUUGCGCUCCCCCUAUUUUGUGCUCUUGUUUCUUGUUUGGUUUUAAUAGUUUCAUUAUUCUUAAUCGUUUAUUUGUUUACAUAAUAAUGAACAAGUGGAAUUAAAUGGUACGCUAGAUAGCUUAAAAUUCUCGAAGAAGAUACAGUAAACGGUAAGAGUACCUGCUCUUUGGUAAUUAGCGACUUUAAUAAAAACGAUUAGAAUUUUGAUUGAUCCUUUAACUCUUCAUUAUUAUCAAUAUAGCAUUUAACUCAUUAUUGGUAUUUAAGCUUCUUACCGGGUCUUUUAUUAUACAUAUAUUACACAUAGGGAGACAUCAUUGAACUUUUCAAAAGCGGAAGCAGUUGGAAGGAAGUGUGUCAAUGUUAAAAAAAUUUUCAGUGGAAAAUAAGUAAGUAUCGAGCGAGGGCUGUGAAAAGGAAAUGAAGACCGGGCAGCGAAGAGAAGUCAAUCGAGUGUCUCGAGAAAUUAUACAGUCCGUUUGUAGUUUGUAUGCAUUUCGAGGAUGCCUGUCGCACGGAACGCGAAUCUCGCUUCGAGAGGUACAAGCUACUUAUAUACCUAUUUAUAUCUCUAACAUUAGUGGACUACGUGACUACACGAAUUACAUCGAGGUACGUAUAUCCGUUGAGUACGUGGGCCCUGCCACGUGUACGCGUGUUGCGCACGUGUCCUCGAGCUAUGGAAUAUUCACGAAUCCGAUCUUUUUACUUGCGAGAGUAUCGCGCGAAACUCCCGAGAGUUCUUUCUCUCGAUACCCUUACGAAAAAGUAACGAAAUAAUUAUAUACUAGAAAAUUUUUUUAUUACUUUUUUUUAAAUUAAAAUUAUUACUUUUUAUUUUUUAUUAAAAUUAUUACUGUACCUACUCUCCAAAAAUCCAUCGGUGGAUUAUCACUGAAAACAGUGAACAGUCACUGAUUUACAGUUGCGAGUACACCACUGAAAA
Molecule: messenger RNA, 2581 nt
Organism: Vollenhovia emeryi
Lineage: Eukaryota; Metazoa; Arthropoda; Insecta; Hymenoptera; Formicidae
Exons: 3
Coding region: 1-423 (140 amino acids)
Source: RefSeq, a predicted model, not a curated record